Molecule: messenger RNA, 1392 nt
Organism: Eufriesea mexicana
Lineage: Eukaryota; Metazoa; Arthropoda; Insecta; Hymenoptera; Apidae
Product: leucine-rich repeat extensin-like protein 5
Exons: 7
Coding region: 1-1392 (463 amino acids)
Cellular component (GO): extracellular region
Molecular function (GO): chitin binding
Source: RefSeq, a predicted model, not a curated record
AUGCCCUAUGUAAGCCCUCGAACCGACCAGGUCCAGGCCAUCCAGCAUCAGGACAUCGCACGCAAGGACUCGGACAACGUGUCGUUGAUCAAGAGGUCCGGCAUUACCAUGAGGUUCAUCUUGAUACUGCUGACCCUUGUGCUUGGCCUCUGCGACGCCGCCAGGAGGACGACCACCGCGGCGUCCACGCUAGCCACGUUUGGUGAAAGACACCUAGGACACCCUCAACAACAAGAUUUAGAAAACGUAUGGGACCUAGUGGAAUUACAAAAGUUGGAUAACCAUGCAAAUACUUGGAACCAAAAUCCCCCAUCCACGAACGGCACUGAGUCACAGGGCCCAGAUUUUCUAAGUACCAGGCAGAUUUAUCCGAGUGUGCCCAGUCCAGGAGACACGAACGAGCUACCAGGCCCCAUAACCGCCAAACCGAUACCAGUGAUAACACCGCCACCUGGAUGCUACGCUCUGCGUGGACAGUUUCCAAGCCCGAAGAGUUGCGCCAAUUAUUUAAAUUGUUGGGACGACAUGGUCACUGAACAAACCUGCCCCGACGGACUGCUCUUCAACGAUGUUACCUUGGUUUGCGAUUACGAUUACAAUGUUAAUUGUGGGAACCGACCUUUGCCCACUCCAAAACCACCUCUUCCUGAUGGAUCAAAACUGUGUCCAGAACCUAAUGGUCGGUACAGAAGUGCGACAAACUGCUCGGAAUUCUACGUGUGCGUUUACAGAAAGCCCAUCAAAUUCGGUUGCCCUCGCGGCCUGGUCUAUAAUGACAUACUAGGUGUCUGUGACUACCCGUACAAUGUCGACUGCAAAGGCGCAGCAACGCCUCCACUACCACUGCAACCUACCUCGCCACAGACACAAUCGCCAUCUUUACCACCACAACCACCGACCUUACGGCCAGCGCCACCGACGUUAGCGCCAUCACCGUCCUACGGACCGUCACAACCGCCAUCUUACGUACCUUCACAAUCACCACAACAAUCGCAGUCACCUUCAUACGGACCGUCGCAACCACCUCAACCAUUAUUACCGCCAGCUUACGUAUCCGCGCAAGGUUAUCCUUCGAAUCCCUGGCUGAAUAAAACGCCAGAUCCUUGGCACCAACGACCAGCAGCGACGCAAAUAGAAAUCGACAAGGAACAGCAAAUACUUAGUUCGCAGCCAUCUGAUCAGUUACAGAAUCCAUGGAACUUGGUGCAAAGUAUACCCCCUAGUCUCAGUAUGAUUCCGUGCAAGGAUGGAGAUGUACACAGGUUAAACGAUUCCUGUGCGAGUGUAGUGGUUUGCAGGAAUGCAAGACCACAGUUAUUACAAUGCCUGGUGGGAUACUCGUAUGAUAGGCCUUCGGAUUCUUGUAAACCAUUUUCUAUCGCCAAAUGCUAA